UGAACGUCAAUGACUGGUCAGGUUCUCCAAACUGUCUUGUGAUUGGUUAGAUUUGUGGAAGUAUAGCAGCGGGUAGUACAAUAACGUGACUUCAUAUUGUUUGUUUUAUGUUUUACUGUUUUAAUAACUUAUUUUUAUAUAGCUGUCUUCGGGAACAGUUGUAAAAUCUGUGUCUGUAUAUUUUUUGAAUAAGGUGUUACAAGAUAGCUGCAUAUUAUUGUGACAGAGUUAGCUUAGCGGGCUAACUUCCCAUUGGAACCACGAUAGUUAGCAUUAGCGUCCAAGGAGCUACAACAACAACAGUAGUAGCUUCACCGAGAGACGAGCAUGAAUUGCCCACCCACAAAACGCCUCAGAGGCCUUAACCAGGAUGUUGUGACAGCAGUUGCAUCUGAUGACCCUUUUGGAGAUGAUGAGGAAUUCACCCAGGAUGACUUCGAUGAAAUAGACAUCAUCGCCUCACAGGCCUUCACUUCGGCAGUAGCAGCAUCCACACCGAACGAGCCAGCGCCUGGGUCCACCUGGACAUCCUCUGCAGGCCAAAACAAAUCUGCAAAAGGGUCAAACAGGGGAGACUCCUACAGACUCCUGGAGGCCCAGCAUGCAGAGCUGAAGAGGAAGUUAAACGAGGUGGAAGAGGAGAUUCUGUUGAAGAGCGGCGAGAUCCGUGUCCUGAGAGACUCUCUGAAAGCAGCUCAGCAAGAAAAGGAAACUCAGAGACAGAACCAGGUUCUCCUGGAGACUCAGAGGCAGCGAGAGCAGAGCGACAGGGAGAAGGAGCUCAACAAGAAGGUUCUGUCUCUGCAGUCUGAGCUGCAGUUUAAAGAAGCAGAAAUCAAUGAGAUGAAGACCAAACUUCUCAGUUCAGACAAAAACAAGACUAGUCCUAAAGUGCUCAGCACUCUCACCCAGAUGCAUCAGAUGAGUGGCAGCUCCUCCUCCUCUCCAAUAGGAAACGGUUUCAUCACCAAGGAGACAUUUGGAGCGCAGAUUUCAUCACGAGUGACGCCGGUGAAAACUCUGAGAGAUGCAGCAGACAGAGGAGUAUCUAAGAGAAGAACUGGUGAUGGACAGGAUAUUUCUCAUCCAGAUCCGUUCCUGUCUGCCAGACGUGCAAAGAUGCAGCACAAAGGAGGCGUCCUGCUUGGGGUGCUGCUGCAGCAGCCAUUGGUUCCUAGCAGCCUUGGUCUCUCCCACCUGCUGUCGAUGAGUGUGGCUGAAUAUAGUCAGCUGUCCAUCAGCCCUCAGCUCCACUCUGAUCCCCUAGAGGGCGCCAGCACCGUUGGAGCCAACAGAGCUCCUCUGAGUUUGGUCCAAAGCCUGGCUGCGACCGGACUCAACCUGCUGAGCCAGAGUCAAACGACCAUCGCCGUCAGCAACAGAGACAACAGGUCAUGUCCUGGAGCGGUCUUCCUGCUUCCUCUGUUAGAUCUUCAUCUUUCUCAGCUCUGUUGCACUUUAGAGUCUCUUGGCUCCUCUUCCACUGGGAUUUAUGGGUCAGACUCCACCACUACCAGCUCAAUCCCAGCGGGCCAAACAGAGUCUCCUGUACUGGGGAGACUGGAUGAGGCUGGCAUCACAGGUUUCAGAGUGGAGGACACUGGCUUGACAGCACUCAAGCUUCUUUACCUACUUUUGGCCCAAAGUGAUGAGGUGGUGGAAGCGGUGUUGUUGAGGAAGAACCAGACUACAGGCAAGACUGAUCGCUCUGAUGCACACAUGGGCCUUUGCUCCCAGAAUGCCUUGCUGCAGUCGUUGCUCCACUUGUGUGACGCGCGUCUCAGUGGUAACAGCGCUCAGAAAGAGAAGCUCUUCCUUAACGCUUUGAAGACGCUGUGUAUCCUCAUAAAACGGACACCUCCCACGCACUCUGACAGGCUCCAGUGUGUGUUGCAGGUGGUAUGUCUGUGUUUAGCACAAGACACCAGGGUGCAGACGGUUUCAGAGUGUGUGUCUGUUCUCACAGCCAUGUCUGACCAUCCGACUCUGGCCAAGCAGCUCUGUUCCCAACACGAUACUUGUAUUUUUCUUAAGUUGUUCCAUUUGAUUCGGACCAGACCAGAUACACUAGCUACACAUGCCGACUGGAUUUUGCUGGACCUGCAGGUUGUGCGCUUGUUGAGCCGAGUGACUCAGAGAACAGAGAGCUGGACAAGCAGCAAGUCAAGCCCCUGCCAGUGUUACAGUGAGUUGGUUCAGGCGGUUGUAAUCAUUUUCCAUCGUCAGUGGUUGGAUAUUCGCGGCUCUCAAGAGCAAACCUCUGCAUCCAGCUCGUCUUGCUGGAGCGGCCCAGCCGCAUCACUUCUCAGAGAGUCUCUGCUGCUUCUACAUUGGCUGCUGCUGCAUCACACGAGCUUCUCUGAAAGCUGCCGGCCGGUGUUGCACAUGUAUGACCAGAUGAUCCCUGCUGUGCGUGAAACAUUGAGCAAGAUCUCUGAUCUGAGUGACAGCGAAGAGCUGGCCUUGGAGGAGAUCUGCCGCUCCGACGCCGAUGACACCGACGAUAUGGACACUGACGUCGCCUCGUAGCCUGGUGCUGCUGCUGAAAUAUGAACGACCGCCUACAGGCUGAUCAAAUAAUUCAGAAUAAGAUCAGGUCAGAACAGAAACUUUGUGUUAAGCACUUUAUCUGAUGUAAACACAACAAAAAUGAUGGAUCAGAGCUGAGCUUUGACAGAAGUAUCAAAGAAUCAUUUUGCUUUUUGAUGGAUUUAAUAAAAAAUUAGAUGAAUGAAUCAGAGCUUUC
This is a messenger RNA of Poecilia latipinna (sailfin molly), 2746 nucleotides long. RefSeq names its product ATR-interacting protein-like. Bases 328 to 2529 code for a protein of 733 amino acids. The record is from RefSeq and is a predicted model, not a curated record. Gene Ontology annotation, biological process: DNA damage checkpoint signaling; DNA repair. The transcript is spliced from 17 exons. Lineage: Eukaryota; Metazoa; Chordata; Actinopteri; Cyprinodontiformes; Poeciliidae.